Molecule: messenger RNA, 7198 nt
Organism: Nycticebus coucang (slow loris)
Lineage: Eukaryota; Metazoa; Chordata; Mammalia; Primates; Lorisidae
Gene: ZNF316
Product: zinc finger protein 316
Exons: 9
Coding region: 976-3918 (980 amino acids)
Biological process (GO): regulation of transcription by RNA polymerase II
Cellular component (GO): nucleus
Molecular function (GO): sequence-specific DNA binding; DNA-binding transcription factor activity, RNA polymerase II-specific
Source: RefSeq, a predicted model, not a curated record
CUCGCGGGGCGGGGACGAGGGCGGAGGCGUGCGCGGCAGGUGCGGCGGGCCCGGCUCGGGGGCGGCGGCGGGGCCCGGGCUGCCCCUCGACGCCCGCCGCCGAGGCCCGGGGAGGCCGUGACGCUCAUCGGGCCUGGGCCUCGCGCGGCUCCAGCCGCGCGAGGGUCGGGCCUUCAGUGGCAGCUCUUCAGCGUCACGCCGCCUGUGGACCCCUGCCUGAGCCUGCGCGCUGAGAACGGGCUCUGACCCCUUGAGCCAGUCCAGGCAGGCAACGCCGAGUGGGCGGGCUGCGGAGGAUACGCGCAACACUUUAGGAGGUGGCCGCUGCCGCCUCCGCUGCAGGGGUAGGGUCUGGCCUCGCCACCCCUGGCGACACACCCAUCCAUGAGGGGCUGUCACCGCCUCGGUCUCUACAGGAGGUGGAGGCCCAAUAAGCUCUUUGAGGGCAGUGAGGUGGCUUGGCUGUUGCCAGCAAGAGCCUGCUUUGUGACCUUGGAGGGGCCUUGUUUGAACCUUGCCUCAUCUGCAGUUAGAGCCCCUGUGGGCUGCUCUGCUGUCUUCUGUGGCUGCUGUCUUGUCACCUUCAGUUCUAAAUGUCUGCAGCACCGCAUCCUAGGAUGCAAAGCCCCACUGGAAAUGAAAGUCUGGAAUGGCCCAGGGAUUUAUGUUGAUGAGGCUGCUUAACCUGAACCCCUGUGGCUUCUGACCUGGAAUCGGAUGCCAAGGGAGGAGUGAGCAAAGAAGAAGCCUGACCCACUGGCUUCUCAGUGCCCGCCUUAACCAGUGGUUGCACCACCCCUUCCCACUCCAUUGUGCCUUGCAAGUACAUGAAACCUGGCCUCUCCUGGAUCUCUUCUCACUUUCUGCUAGCCUGCUUCCUGUAGAGGACCGGGGAUAAACAUUCUGGGAAAAUGCCUGAUUUAUUCCAAGAGAGAGCAGUGCACCAGGCCCAGUGGAGGCUCUCGCCCAGGGAGAAUGGCAGCCCUUCACAAGAUGCCAGACUCCCCAGCUGCCCAGCUGGAGAGGGUUGAAGAUGGGUCUGAAUGUGAUGCUGAUCAGGAGGAGGAGGAGGAAGAAAAGGGGGAAGAGGAGGAGGUGGGGGCAGAUGAGGAGGAGGAGGAUGACGUGGAGGAGGUCCUGGCAGAGGAGCAGAGUCCUGCAGUGGGGACCCAGGAGCAACUUAGCCAUGGUGCUGAUGCCAAGUCUCCAGUGCUUCAAGAAAAGGCCCUGCAGGCCUCCCAGCUUCCAGCCACUCCUAGGAAUGAGGACCUGGAGGAGGAAGAGGAGGAUGAAGAGGAGGAUGAGGAGGAUGAUGAGGAGGAUGACUUUGUGACAGCUGGGUCUCAGGGGCUGGUGACCUUUGAAGAUGUGGCUGUGUACUUCUCCCUGGAAGAGUGGGACAGGUUGGAUGUAGAGCAGCGGAGUCUCUACCAGGAAGUCAUGCAGGAGAACUAUGGGAUCCUGGUGUCCUUGGGAUACCCAAUCCCCAAGCCCGAUCUAAUCUUCCGGCUGGAACAAGGGGAAGAACCUUGGGUCCCAGAUAGCCCCCGUCCUGAGGAGGGAGACAUUGUCACUGGCGUCUACACAGGAGCAUGGUUCUGGACUGAUGAUAUGGAGGACCAUGAGGAGGAAGACGAUGAGGACUUUCUGGCAGAGGUGGCUGAGGAGGAGAAUGAGCCCCCAGGGCUGUGGUCGGCAGCCUACGGUGUGGGGGACGUACCUGGGACGUGGGGACCUGACGACUCCGAUUCAGCACAGACUACAGAUGGGUGGGGACCUGACACAGGCGGCCUCGGGAUCCUGGCUGAGGGAUCCGAAGUGAAGGCCUUCCUGCCUGGCCGAGAUCCGGGUGCAAACCUCCUGUCACCCUGGGCGUUCCCAGCCACAGGGGCUGUCCCGGCCGGCCGGCCAGAGACCACGUGUGACGUGUGCGGCAAAGUGUUUCCACACCGUUCGCGGCUGGCCAAACACCAGCGCUACCACGCGGCUGUCAAGCCCUUCGGCUGCGAUGAGUGUGGUAAGGGCUUCGUGUACCGCUCGCACCUGGCCAUCCAUCAACGCACGCACACUGGCGAGAAGCCCUUCCCAUGCCCGGAUUGCGGCAAGCGCUUCGUCUACAAGUCGCACCUGGUCACGCACCGGCGCAUUCACACCGGCGAACGGCCCUACCGCUGCGCCUUCUGUGGCGCGGGCUUCGGGCGCCGCUCCUACCUGGUGACGCACCAGCGCACGCACACGGGCGAGCGGCCCUACCCUUGUCCGCAUUGCGGCCGCAGCUUCAGCCAGAGUUCGGCGCUCGCGCGGCACCAGGCAGUGCACACGGCCGACCGGCCGCACUGCUGUCCUGACUGCGGUCAGGCCUUUCGUCUCCGCGCCGACUUCCAGCGCCACCGGCGCGGUGGCGGUUGCGCGGAGCCCGGUAGCGACGGCCCUCAGCGGGAGCCCUGCGAAGCGCCAGCAGAGGCGGGGCCCGAGGAAGUUGAGGCCGGGUCCGAAGGGCCUGAGGCGCGCGAGGUGGACGGAGAGCCUGAGCCUGAGGCUGAGAGUGAGGCGCGAGACGAGGCGGCGACAGAGGCACCCACCCCCCGGAGAAAGGAGGACCUUGAGCCAGACAGGCGGUUCCUCGAGCUGGGCAAUGGUCUGGGGGAGGGCGAAGGCCCUUCCUCUCACCCGCUCGGCUUCCACUUUCCCGUGCACCCCAAGUCCUGGCUCCACCCGGACGGCUUCCCCAUCCUGGGCCUUCCCGACUUCCGGGAGCGCCUGCCUACAGAUGGGCGACCCUUGUCAGGACCCCUGGGGGGCCCGCUCUCUCUGGUGGAGGGCGCGGGGCUGGCUUGCGACCCUUUUAGCGUCGGUGGGGCCGGGGGUGGCGACAGUGGCGGUCUGCGCGCGUUUGGGCCCGCUGUCGGGGGCCUGCUGGCUGAGCCGGCGCCCGUCGCGCUGGCGGAAGAGGAGAGCCCGUGGAUCUGCUCCGACUGUGGCAAGACGUUCGGGCGCCGCGCCGCUUUGGCCAAACACCAGCGCUACCACGCGGGCGAGCGGCCGCACCGCUGCGCCGACUGCGGCAAAAGCUUCGUGUAUGGCUCGCACCUGGCGCGCCACCGGCGCACGCACACGGGCGAGCGGCCCUUCCCGUGCCCCGAAUGCGGCGCGCGCUUCGCGCGCGGCUCGCACUUGGCGGCGCAUGUGCGGGGCCACACAGGCGAGAAACCCUUCGUGUGCGGCGUGUGCGGCGCGGGCUUCAGCCGCCGCGCGCACCUGACGGCGCACGGGCGCGCGCACACGGGCGAACGGCCCUACGCGUGUGGAGAAUGCGGCCGGCGCUUCGGACAGAGCGCGGCGCUGACGCGUCACCAAUGGGCGCAUGCCGAAGAGAAGCCACAUCGCUGCCCCGACUGUGGCAAGGGCUUCGGCCACAGUUCGGACUUCAAGCGGCACCGGCGCACGCACACGGGAGAAAAGCCCUUUCGCUGUGCCGACUGCGGACGUGGCUUCGCGCAGCGCUCCAACCUGGCCAAGCACCGGCGGGGCCACACAGGCGAGCGGCCUUUCCCGUGCCCGGAGUGCGGCAAGCGCUUCUCACAGCGCUCGGUGCUGGUGACGCACCAGCGCACGCACACGGGCGAGAGGCCCUACGCCUGUGCCAACUGUGGCCGCCGCUUCUCGCAGAGUUCUCACCUACUCACCCACAUGAAGACGCAUCGCGGCGUGGCGGGCGCGCCUGGGCAGGCGGCGCCUCCGGACCCCGUGCCCAAGGCCCAGAUGCCUGCCAAGGCUCCGCCGGGCACAGAAGCAAGCAGCGGGCUGGGGGAGCGCGGUAGCACUCUGCUGGAGUUUGCGGGUGGCACGAGCUUUGGCUCCGAGCACCAGGCGGCGUUCGCCGGGCCCUCUGGCGCCUACGAGGAGAGUGUCCUGUGAAGGGCCCGAGGCCCACGGAAGCGCAGCCUUCUAGGCUACCGGCCCCUCCCCUGAGCGGCUUGGGCGCAGGUCGCUGCGCGCCCGCGCCCGGCUCCUCUGGCUUUGGGGGGCCGAGGGUCCCAGUCCUAGGUGCGGUGCCUUCCCUCACCUCCCGGCGCACCACCCUCCGCCCCACCGCUUCGGGUUUUCUUCCCGCCUGGUACCAGUGAGUUGGGCUGCUGCGCUCCGAGCUCGGAUGGCGGUGUGGGGAGCGCUCGGGGAGAAGAGCAGCGCCCGGAGACGGAUAGGGCGGAGGGCGGCCACCCCAACAAAGACUACGACAUCCCGGGUCUGUGCUGUGAAGCAAAGCGGUAGGGAUGGCAGGCAAUGCUAUUUAUUUUACUUGGAUUCCGAUUUGGGUGGCCCGGGGAAUAAGAGGCAUCUGAGGCUGUAAGUGGGGUUCACAGCAAUGGCGUGGCGCCCUUGCGUCAUGGGGGAGGAGGGUGGUAGACGGAAGAGCAACCGGCUGCUCUUGGGAGCCCCCCCUGAUGCCUAGGCUGCUGGUGGGAUUUAGCUGAUGACUUCUUCCCAUUCCCGGUGGGAAACUGCAGGGCCCCUCCCGUCACUUGAGGGUGUUAGAACCAUGCUGGGGGUGGGGUGAGCCUUGCCGGUUUCCAAAGGAUGGAGUUCCUGAGCUCUAACCCCGGGAGAUGGAGAUACAGAUGGGAAAGCUUUUAUUCUGACUGUAGAUAUUUAUUUCCAUCUCUUGUAUGGCCUGAAGAAUCUGGGAGGAGGAGAAAAAGCCAGAAACCAAAUUUGUGGUUGGAGUGGAUGGGUUACAGGUGUUUGCAGGAUCCUAAGGGAGUUUAAAGCCUUAUUCUCUGCAGUUGCUCACUCUCCUCACUCUACCUGAGCACUGAGACCAGCCAGGUGCUAGUCUUGCUGGUUUAGUCUCAGCUGCCUCACUUAAGUCCUUUGGUACUCUCACCUCUGGCAACUGGAGGUGGUAUACUCAGACAUCUUUGAGGUGCCCUGUGCAGGCUCUCAGACCUGAGCCCUGCUUUCAAUUCCCUGGGCUGUCACCUCUUCUCCAGCAGGUGGACAUGCCCAGCCCUGCCAUUCUGAGCCCAACGCUCAUUUAGCAUAAAGUGACUGAGGUUGGUCGAAGGAUCUUUCCCACAUCCUACAAUUAGUGCCCUGCAAUGUCCACAGGGCCUUUUUAACUCUGCUUCUCUCAUUAUUCUACGCUAGAACAAAUAGUGUUUCUGUUUAGAGUCCCAUUUCACAGAUUGGUCACUGGAGGCACUGAGGCCCUGGGUGGUUAGCAUAGUGGCUGUCCAUGUCUGGGGGAUGUGUGGACCUGAGCCCAUGGGUCAGUGACAAACCAAGCACCAAACUAUGCAAGACCCCUGCCUGCUGGGCCCCCCCACCCUUCAGACUGGGCUAUUGAGAGCCACUGGGCAGGCAGCUGAGGUUCAUGGGAAGCCCUCUCCUUUCAUGCAUCUUAGGCUGAUGUGAGUGGGGCCAGAAGACAGAUUUUGAUGCAGCUUCAUUCCUUUUUAGACCUAGUUCCUUACAUUUUAGUGUAGACAUGGCCUUGGAGGCUGAGAGCCAGCAGCCAGGCUGCUAGGGGCUAAGGGCGGGGUAGGAGGCGCAGUAGUCAGUGGGUGGGAGAGGGCCUGUGUGGUGGCGGUAAGAAUUUGCCCAACUGGGUAAGGUUGUGGGGUGGGGUGGUGAGGAGGGCAGGAAUCCCAAGGAGGCAUCAGAAGUGUGGCCUCUUUCUCCUUGGCUUCUGCACUAUGGGACAGGAGCUUCAGAAAGGGCCAAGAUCAAGGUGUGCUCGGGAGCUUGAUGUGUCUCAGUUCUAGCCCCACAUUGCUGGGGUCUGGCACCGUCCUUGUCCCUCCUGGGCCAGCUGCCACUGCCCUGGCCUGCUGCUGUUGGCAGGAGGACCUAGCUUUAAUAAAGAGUGGAGAAAUGAGCUUUUUGACUGGAUUCCGUGUUGUUGCUGCUGCUCUGUUGCUGUUGUCAGGGAGGCUCCUACAAGACCUCAGGUUCGUCUUGUUUCUGCAAACAUUUCUUACGAGUUUCUCUUUUAAGAAACUAGAACUAGUCCUAGGAUGGCCCAUGGGAAGUCAGCCCAAGAUAAGUUUGGCCUUGUCCUGCCUGUGUCCACAAUGCCCCAUUGGCGCCUCCAUGCUGCCACAUGCUUGUUGUAAUACAUACACCUAUCUUGGGAGAUGACUGUGUUUAGGAUGAUGAUAGCCUUCCAUUGGUCAAAGUGAGGGGCCAGGUCCCCUUCCUGGUUUUCCUCAGCGGCCCCAGCCUCACAUGGGUUUAUCUUGUGUCAGUACUACAGCAAAGUGUACAUCCUGGCAUCGCCAGACACCUUCCUUUAAAUUGACUUUUUUAUUCUUACCACAUCUCAUCCCCUGAUUGAUUCUGACUCUGCCAUACUUCCCCUGUAUGUUUGGAAAAUAUGAACUGUUAAGUAAAUUUUAUUAAGUGUGAUUUAGAGAGAUCAGGACAGAGCAACCAAAUGCUUCAAUUAAAAAAACAACAGACUUUUUUGAGUGGCAGACAAAUACUACAACCUAGUCAAAAAGUAGAUGGCCUUGAGGAUCUUCAAAUCUAUUCAGAAAAGCUAAAGGAUUCCUUGAUAGAGCUUAACAAUGAUCGUCUAGCCAAAUACUUUUUUAUCUUGUCGAGGGAGGCGGGGAGGCUAUCCCCAGUUCUGUAGUUAUAGAAAAAAUGUAGACACUCUUCAUUGCUAAGGAGGAAGGAAACCCCAGUGGCCUGAGAAAUGUGACCUACAAAAGGUGGCACUUGCAGGGGUCACAAAGUUCUCAGUGUCCCUUUCACCUCCACCAACCUUUGUUUUCAUUCUCUUUUGCUGGUUUCCCCAACCUCCCUCCUCUUCUGAUUCCUUUUCUCCUGACCUUGUCACUUAAUUAUUUCAAACUUCUCGUUUUUUUCUUUUCUCUUAACUGCUACAUAUGGAGUAUGGUAUUUUGAAUUAUUUGGUUAUAUCUAUCAAAUAAAGCUUUAUGAUCUUUGCUCAAUUUUUUUCUUAUAAAAUACAUACUAGUUGUAAAAUUUUCAACCCCCUUUGUCUCUUAAACAGUCACAGUACAUUCAUUGAGGCAUGUUUAUUCUACGGGUGUGGAAAUGUUUUAAAACUAGAAACAACUUUACAUAUUGUCUUGCUUGCAACCUGCUUUUUUCAUUUAAGAAUAUGUCAUGGACUUUCUUACCCAGUAAGAGCUACCUCAUUCAUUUUGUCCACUGUAUCAUAGCAUUU